CGAGCCCGGCGAGGCCAGCAGCUUGGCAGCGGCUACGUUCGCGUCCUUCGGAGCAGAGGCGGGUCCCUCCCCGAGACCUCUCAACGCUCCCGGCCGCCGCUGCUCCCGGAGCCGCGCACGACAUGAACCAGGCCGGGUGGACCGGGACGAGAACCGACAUGCUCCCGGAGAUCGCCGCCGCUGUAGGCUUCCUCUCCAGCCUCCUGAGGACCCGGGGCUGCGUGAGCGAGCAGAGACUUAAGGUUUUCAGCGGGGCUCUCCAAGAGGCGCUAACAGAGCACUACCAACACCACUGGUUUCCUGAAAAGCCAUCCAAGGGCUCGGGCUACCGCUGCAUCCGCAUCAACCACAAGAUGGACCCCAUCAUCAGCAAGGUGGCCAGCCAGAUUGGACUCAGCCAGCCUCAGCUGCACCGGCUGCUACCCAGCGAGCUGACCCUGUGGGUGGACCCCUAUGAGGUGUCCUACCGUAUUGGGGAGGACGGCUCCAUCUGCGUCCUGUAUGAGGAGGCUCCGGUGGCUACCUCCUAUGGGCUCCUCACCUGCAAGAACCAAAUGAUGCUGGGCCAGAGCAGCACCUCUGAGAACUACGUGAUGGCGGUCUCCAGUUAGAUCCCAUUGCCCCCGCCCUGGCACUCUACUGUACUCAUUCUGGUGUGACAACAGGCCACUGCAUACCUCAACCUGGGGAACUCUAUUUUUAAAUGAAGAGCUAUUUAUAUAUAUAUAUAAUUAUUAUUAUUUUUUUUUUUUU
Molecule: messenger RNA, 753 nt
Organism: Loxodonta africana (African savanna elephant)
Lineage: Eukaryota; Metazoa; Chordata; Mammalia; Proboscidea; Elephantidae
Gene: BTG2
Product: BTG anti-proliferation factor 2
Exons: 2
Coding region: 123-611 (162 amino acids)
Biological process (GO): negative regulation of cell population proliferation; negative regulation of mitotic cell cycle
Cellular component (GO): cytoplasm; nucleus
Source: RefSeq, a predicted model, not a curated record